CUCUUCAGUUUAGCUCAGCGCUCGGACCGUGUCGCUUCGUGACGCCGGUAUCCACGCUUCUGUGGAUCCUUCCGAUCUGACAGAAGAGAUCUUUCUCUCUCUUUCUUUCUCUCUCUCUCUCUGUCUUUCUUUCUCUUUCUCUCUCUCUCUCUCUCUCUCUCUCUCUCUCUCUCUCUCUCUCUCUCUCUCUCUCUCUCUCUCUUUCUCUACCUCGGUUUUCAGUCGCUAAGUAAAAUCGUGCCGGUGAAAGAUAAAGUUUCUUCUUCUUCUUCUUCUUCUGUUUGGAUUAUCAAGAGAUCUUAGGCAGUGUGAAAUUUGUAAAAGGAAGCUAAGAUCGUCCGGAGGAUGGCAUAAAACGGAAUAUUAUUCUCGGCCGGCAGCAUGUGCUAUGUUAUAGUUACUGGUCGCAGUCUCCUCUGGACGCUUCUGUCUUUAGCGGCGUUAAUGGCCGUUUUAUCGGCUCUCCUUACCCCGAAAUGGCUCGUCGGACCGCACACAAUUAAGGACACGAAAAAUGGCACGGAAUUGUUCGUACCGACAGUUGGAAUUUUCAAUCGUUGCACGAGAUUAUAUGGAAGGACGCAUUGUGCUAAUUUCAACGUUGAUGGAUUCGCGACGCAUUCCUCGGUCUUUCCAGGAUUCUGGAAAGCUUCUCUCUUCUUCGUAUCUUUCGGUUUGGCCGUGAUGACGAUGACCGUAUUAGCUGCUCUUAUCGGAUGUUGUAUUCAGAGUAUCGGGAGAAAGAGUAUCUUCGAUUUGGCUGGUGUAGCUCAAGCAAUAGCCGGAAUACUUUACUUAGUCGGAUUGAGUUUGUAUCCCGCUGGAUGGGGUGCUGAAAGAGUACGAAGAAUUUGUGGUCCAGAAGCUGACGCCUUUCAUCUCGGGGAUUGUACUCUUGGUUGGGCUUUUUAUAGUGCCGUAAUAGGUACUGGCCUAACUUUUGCAGCAGCUAUGCUCAGUGGACAAGCCGAAAAAUCGACGGCAAGUGAUAAGGUUCAAGAUAAGAUGAACGAGGGAAGGACGCUAAUAUGCUUGGCUUAAAAAAAGAGAUUUUAUUCAAAAUAAUAUAAAAAUAAAAAUGGUGAUAUUUGUUUGGAUAUUCUAAUAAGAAUCCUCGAGAAUUUUUUUGACGAAUCCUUUUAUGGGACCAAGCGACAAUUAAUGUGAUCGACGUUCGCAUUAAAUAUCGAAAGCAUGAUUACUAUAUUGCUCUCGUUUUUCUACAUGAACGUUUGGAGUACUUAUUCGUAGGAUAUCUUCCGAAAAUAAUGUUCGAUAUUAAUCGAUAUACGAAUGUGUGUUUUGUAUACGAUAUUCAUUUAGAGUAUUAUACGAGGUGGAUUAUUCGAAGUCUCAUUAGAAUAUGUAACAUUUAUAAUACAGAUUUGUAAGAAAGUUAGUGUAUAGAUAUAUACACUAUAUAUAUAAAUUUUUUUAUUCUCUUACAAGAAAACUAUAUAUAAUUUUAAGAAAUAAUAAAAGUGUAUUAAACAUGCAAUUCCUAUUUUAUAAAUCUUUUUAUUUUUAUUCGUAUUGUAAUUAAUAAUUAAAAUGACUUAAUAACAACGAUUAAAAAAUUAUGUAAGUUUUAAACAGUCUAUUUAUUUCGAGUGUUACAAUUUUACAAAGACAUAAGAGUCGAGAAAACGUUAUCUCGUGGUAACUUCUGCGCAAUAUUUUUAAUAAAUAUGACCAAUUUUUUUCUUAAUUUUACGCAUCGGUUUUGACCCUGAAGUUGAAAGAUAUAUAUAUAUAUAUAUAUAUAUAGAGUGUGUAUAUAUAUAUAAAGAAAACGAUCAUCGUAAACUCCAUACUGCCUGCCAUGAGCGAUCGCAACGAAAAUCACGUACCUCAAGAUCAUCUUUCAUCUUAUAGCCAAGACGCAAGCAAUUAUUUCGAAAUUGAUUCAAGGCACGAAAAGACAGAAGUGCAAAUUUGAUCGAUCCUUAAAGCAGUUAUGUAUGUAUUCGUACGAAAUAACAAUGAGAGCCAAAUACGAUCAACGACAUUCCUUUCUGUCAACUUGGCUCGUCAAUAACAAACAUAUAAAGUACAUUGGAAAUCUUAUUUUUGAUAUUAUUCUUACGAUCACGUAUGCAUGUGUGUAUGUAUGUACUUUCGUAGUCUUUCGAUUUAUCCUAUUAGAUUUUCACGACGGAUAAGAUGACCACAAAGUGAAGAAAAAAAGAAAAAAUAACGAAAAGAAAAAAAAAAGAAAAAAAAUUAAAUAAAAAUAAAAAAUAAAAGAUUCACCGAUGUAUAUGAAUAUUAAAUGAUGAUCGAACUGAUUCGUUAAUUUACAACGAGCCAUAUCAAAUUAUUCGCAGUUUAUAUAAGAUAUCUAUCGAGGCAUCCUUGAAUUAUUUGCUUUCAAAAAUUCUAAUCGACAAAGAAAAAAGAAGAAGAAAGAAGAAAAAAAAAAUUCAAACGCACGAUUAUACGCAGUAUAAAUUACUAAUUGUAAAGUAUCUAUAUUAAUGUGUAAAGUAUAUCGAAGAAAUCUUAUACAUGUUGUUUGACGAUUCGAACCGUGCCGGUAAAUAUACAAAUAUAAUUUCAACUAAAUUACGCGAUACAAUUUCGAUUAACGUUAUAUACGCAUUCGUCCGUAAUAUAUAUUCACAUUUCAUACAAAAAAUCAUUUCCCACGCUAACGCUUGUGUAUAUACAGUUACGAGCGACAUGUAAUCUCUCAAAGAUAAAAAGGAAGGACGAAGAACAAAAAUGAAAAAAGAACAAAAAAAAAAAAUAAUAAAAAGGAAAGAUAUAAUAAUUCGACAUUCUCGCUACGUUGAAUACAUUUUAAUAAAAAUGUUCAUGUUAAUUUCAUUGCAUACGAUACGAACGGGGUAAG
Vespula vulgaris is the source of this 2854-nucleotide messenger RNA. Its product is annotated as LHFPL tetraspan subfamily member 2 protein. The record is from RefSeq and is a predicted model, not a curated record. Gene Ontology annotation, cellular component: membrane. Bases 382 to 1041 code for a protein of 219 amino acids. The transcript has 6 exons. NCBI's taxonomy places the organism in Eukaryota, Metazoa, Arthropoda, Insecta, Hymenoptera, Vespidae.